UCUGUCGCUCUUUAAAUGUGUGUGUUCUAAUUUUUUGUAUAUAUAUAUUUUUUUGUUGUUAAUUUUACCCCUGUUGGUGUAUGUGUGUGCAAACAUAGUUGUUUUUGCACACAUGCACAGACAUGCCCAUACCCAUGCAGAGAGAAUUCGUUAAAUAAAAAAAAAGAAAAAAAAAACGAAACUUUUUUUUUGGGCCAGACAACGCCCUGUGCUUAAAAAAUAUAUAUAUAAUCAACCGUUAUAUGCUUCCCUUUCGCCGUUAUAAAAUAUAUAUAUAAAUAUCUAUACCUCUAUAUAUAUAUAUAUUUGUAAAGUUUAUUAUUUUUUUUAUUGUUACCGCUUCGCCCAAAGAAUAAGAAAAAUCAAUAGAUUUCGCGAACUUGUGUGCAAAGAAAAAGUCAAAAAAUUAAAGCCAAGUUGAGAAAACUUAAUUUAAAUACAGUUUUUUUUGCAUGGAUUCUUGUGGAUUUUUUUACAUCGCGGAUUUAUCUACAAUUCAUUGCCGAUUUGGUUGAAAAUCGAACGAAAACAACAGCGGCAACGGCGGAAAAGUUAACUUUACUAGCUUCUUCUAUAUUACUGUUUAUUUUUUUCGGUGUGUGUCUUGUGAUAGAGCGAAAGAGAGAGCACGCGAGCGAGCAACAGAGAAGGCAAGAAACUGACCAAAUGCGUAAUGAAAAAAAAGUGGUGUGCAAAGCUGUUAAUUAAUGGAAAAAUUCGUAGUGUCGUGUUUUUCGGUUCGCUUCGGUUCAGUUUUUUAUGGGAUAAAAAAAUUAAUUAAUAGCUAAAGAGAAAAACGAGAUGAAAAAAACCAACUUUAAAUGAAUACAUUUUCCUGUUCCUUUUUUUAAAUUUUUUUUUUAAUGUGAAGGAGAAUUUGUAGGGAUUUCUCCCAGUGUGUGUCUAUAUAUAUAAUUGUUUAUAUCCUUAUCCUAUCCUUACAGCAGUGUAUGUGUGUGUUAGUGUGUAAAUAGAUCAACAAGAAAUAAUACAAAUUAAAUGAAAGAGAAAUUAAAUAAUAUUUAUAAAUAUAUAUAAAAAUAGCAAAGGAAAAAUUAUAAUAAAAUACAUCAAGAGAAGUGCAAGCAGCAAGAAAAUAAAAAAAUGCAGAGCCAUUAAAAAGGGCAAUCCCCCCAACAACAACAACAACUGUGCUGUUGUGGCAGCAACAGCCACAAAAAAUAAAAAUAAAUAUAUAAAUAAAACCUAAUAAUACAAGGAAAUAUAUAAAAAAAAAAAAUAUCAAAAUACAACAAGUGACAUAUUUAUUUUUUUGUUGUGUGUGCGGGGCAUUUCUCCGGAGAGAAUGUCGCAGUGCAAUGCUGUUGGCGGCUACAGCAACAACAGCAGCAGCAGCAACACAUUAAUCAAUUUUGAAUCGAUCUAUUCUGGGCGCCAAAACAAGUGUUUAAGCCAAAAGAGUUCGGCAUGAAAUGGAAGCAGCUAUACGCUCCACUUCAGUGCAGGUCGGUGCUCCGCCGCCCACAAACAACAACAACAACAACAGCAGCAGCAGCAACAACACAGGCAGCAGCAGCACCAGCAGUAAUAGCAGCAGCAGUAGCAACAACAACAACAACAACAACAGCAGCAGCAGCAGCAGUAGCAGCGGCAGCAACAAUAACACACCCAACGGUGCGCAGCAGCAGCAUUUGCAGCAGCAGCAGCAGCAACAACGCGUUGCUAGCAGCAACCAGCAACAGUUGCAGCAGCAGCAGCAGCAUGAUAAUGGACCAACGUCCCAUCAUUUGCAUCAAUCAUCAGUCUCUAAUCAGCAAAGCAAAACAACGCAACAGCAGCAGCAGCACCAGCAGCAGCAGCAACACCAAAAGCAGCAACAGCAGCAGCAGCAGGCCGCCAACAUGUCCGCGUAUCAGCAACGCCUGCCACCAGGUGCACCAUCGAUUCACAGGUCGUACAGGGCUCUGGAGCAGCAGACUCAGUAUGCCAAGCACCUGGGCCACCUGCAGCAGCAGCAGGCGCCUCCGACGAGCCAACAGCAGCAGCAGCAGCAGCAGUUUGCGAGCCAGCACCACCACCACCACCAACAGCAGCAGCAGCAGCAACACCAGCACCAACAGCAGCAGCAGCGAGCAGCGGCCAGUCCACUGUCGCCACCUCGUCCUGGAAAUCCUAGCGGCGGCAGUGGAGCAGGAAGUUGCGGCAGCAGCGGAAGCGGUGGCAGCAGCAGCAGCAGCGGCGGCGGAGGAGGAAGCAGCAGCGGCAGCAACAGUGCGUCCGUCAAUAACAGUUACCCGCCACCGCCACCGCAGCAUCGAUUCGAUCGGGCCUAUAGCAUUGCCCCGGCGCCCACCUAUCGGGAGACACCCUACACGCGUCUCACGCAUCUCACGCAGCAGGUGGUGCAGCAGCAGCAGCAACAACAACAGGCGCAGCAGCAGCAGCAGCAAAUGCCGGGAUAUCAAAGAGUAUCGGCGGCUGCGGCAGCAGUGCUGGCGGGCAAAUCCUCCGCUCCUGGCCAGGGUUCCAAUUCAAGUCAAGGAAGUGGAAGCGGCGGGAGUCAAGGUGGAGCUGCUCCGCCCGGCGGCGGUGUGGUGCAAGUGUCGCAGUCUGGCGGUGUCCUGGUCAUGGAGGCCGCACCCCAUUAUGCCAGCCAACCAAAUAGUAAUCCCUCCCAGCAACAGAAGCAGCAGCAGCAGCAACAACAACAGCAGCAGCAGCAGCAGCAGGGAUCGGCGGGCGGACCAGCCUCAUCUGCCGCGGAUAAUUGCAGCCGCAUAAUGGUCGGUAAUCGGGGGAUCCUGAUACCCCACUCGCAGGCCCUGCAGUAUACCAGCGAGUACCUGACCAAUGUCACAGCGGCUGCAGUGGCUGCCGGUGCGGUAAUACAGCGGCCGCAAUUGCAGCAGCUACCCCCGCAGCAGCAGCAGCAGCAGCAACAACAUCCUCCUCCCGAGCCAUUUGGCAAUGCUGGUGGCCAGCAGCCCUACAAGAAGCAGCGGCUAAGCGAGGCCAAUGCCAGCUCUAUGAAUCACCUGCCACCGCCACAUCCUCAGCAGCAGCAGCAGCAGCAACAGCAGCAGCAGCAACGAUCCUCGCCAGCCCAGCAACUGAAUAGCAGCAGGCAGAGUCACAUAGAUCUCUGCCGGCAGGUGGGAGGAGGCACGCCCAUGGGCAUACAGCUUAAGGUGGACACACUGCCUCAACAACAGCAGCAGCAAAGGGAGUUGCAUCAUUUGAGGGAGCAACAUCAUCAGAGAGAGCAGCUGCAGCAGCAGCAUCACAGGGAACAGCAGCAGCGGGAAAGAGAGCGGGAGCAGCAUCAGCAGCAGCAGCAACACCAGCAGCAGCAUCAGCAACACCACCAACAGCAUCAGCAGCAGCAACACCAACAGCAGCAGCAUCAGCAACAGCUUGCAGCACAAAGCAGAAACCAGGCUGCUUCAGCAGUAAGCAGCAGCUUGGCGGGUGUGGGUACAGUGACUGUUUCCACGGCAGCAGGAACGGGUAGCAGCCAUGUGAUUGGGGGAGCAAGUGCCAGCACAGAGGCCUACCAUCCACAGGUGGAGGCCAUCUCGCCCACGCUGCCCAGCGAUAAUGCCAUUGAGGAGCGUGGUCGCACCAGUGCCAAGGAGGAGUUGUUGAUGAAAAUUCAAAAAGUGGAUAAUGAUAUCAAAUCCGCUGAGACAACUAUGGAGACGUUGCGUAAAAAGGAAAAGAGUCUGAUGGAAGAGGCAGCUUUGGCCAAGCAGCAAAAGGCAGCCAAGGAUAUAGUGGCUAAUAACAACAAUAAUAAUAAUAAUAAUAACAACAACAAUAACAACAACAACAGCAACAAUAACAAUAAUGAACAAGAGGAAGUUGUAGAGCUAGCCUGGCGUGGCCAAAUGCUGGCUGAAAAGAUUUAUGCGGCCAAUAGAAAGACGGCCCAUGACCAACAUUCCAAGCUGCUAAAGAUUGCAGUUACAACAACAGAAGCAGCAACACCAACAACAACAUCAAGUCAACCCAGUGAUGCUGUAAGCAUACGACCCUGGUUACCCUUGUAUAAUCAACCCUUGGAUGUUGAAGCCCUAACCCUGCUCAUCCGUCAACAUCAAAGUCAAGUGCGUGCUCCAUUGCUGUUGCACAUACAAAAACUUAAAGCCGAACGUUGGCUGCACAAUCAGAGACUUGUGGAGAAAUAUACCAAGGAGCAGGCCGAUUGGCAGCGACGCUGUGAACGCCUAGAAGCCAGUGCCAAGCGUAAGGCACGCGAGGCCAAAAAUCGUGAAUUCUUUGAAAAAGUCUUCACCGAAUUGCGUAAGCAACGCGAAGAUAAAGAACGCUUCAAUCGUGUGGGUUCACGCAUCAAAUCCGAGGCAGAUCUCGAAGAGAUUAUGGAUGGACUGCAGGAGCAGGCACUCGAGGAUAAGAAAAUGCGUUCAUAUGCUGUUAUACCGCCCCUGAUGUACGAUGCCCGCCAGCGACAUUGCGCCUAUCAUAAUGAAAAUGGACGCAUUGAGGAUAUGAUGGCUGAGCAUCAGCAGCGCAAGGCUCUCAAUAUGUGGACAGCCGGGGAGAAGGAGACCUUCAAGGAGAAGUAUCUGCAGCAUCCGAAAAACUUUGGAGCCAUUGCCGCCAGCUUGGAUCGUAAAUCGCCGCAGGAUUGCGUUCGCUACUACUACCUCAGCAAGAAGACGGAGAACUACAAGCAAUUGCUGCGUAAAUCCCGCCAGCGUACGCGUAGCUCACGAAAUCCGGCCAAGGCCCAGGCUGCUCAGCCCCAGUGCAUCAUUGAUUCCAUGACCACGGGUGUUAUGACGCGCCUGCAGCGGGAACAGCAACAAAAGUCGGGCAAUCGUUCAUCGGCUGUGGCUGAACGUGAGCGAGCGGAACGAGCGGCCGAAAGAGAGCGUGUGGCGGAAAAGGCUGCUGCAGAUGCAGCCAAGGCGGCAGAGAGUGCAGCGGAGAAGGCAAGUGCUGCCACCAAGGCAGUGGAAGCCACGGCAGCGGGCGAGAAGGUGGCCAAGCAGCAGGCAGCGGCAGCGGCGGCGGCAGCACAAGCAGCAGCAGCAGUAGCAGCAGCAGCGUCAUCGGUGGCCACUACAGCGACAUCCUCGACGGCCACCACCACAACAACAACAACAGCAGACAAGGCAGCAGCAGCGGCGGCAACGGCAGCAACGGCGGCAGCUGAGGCACCAACGGGAUCAGCCUCCAGCGAUAAGAAUGCAGCGGUAACUGUGGCCACAUCAGCUGCUAAUCCAACACCUGCAAACACAAAUACAGCAGCUGCAGCAGCAGCAGCACCCACACCUUCAGAGAUCUCAGCGGGCAGCGCAGAGGCUGCUGCCAAGACUAGCAAAACUGCCGAUGAAGAGGCAGCCGGAGCAGCAGGAGGAGGAACCUCAUCCGGAGUAGCUGCAGCAGCCACAGUGGCAGCCACGGCUGGACAUACACCAGCCAGCAGUGCCAGCAGCAGCAAUCCAGGAACCGAGGCCAGCACUGGCACAGCAACAGGUGGUGGAAAGCCAGAGACAGCCACAGAGCCAGCGGCGGGAACAGCAGCCAAAGGUACCGAGGCGAUAACAGAAGCCAGCACAGAUAGUCUAGGGAAAAUUAACAGCAAAGAGAAUGCUACUGCAACAUCUGCUGCAACUCCAACACAAGGCGUUACCUUGAAUGGCUUCAAGACUGGCUAUCAGACCGUGGUCAUGGCCAAUGUUAAGUCAUCAGGCGAGGAUUCAGCUGGUGUUGCAGCAGCAGCAGCGGGAGCAACAUCGAUUGCUGCCACAAAGAAUGCAACAACAGCAAGUGGCAACAGCAACGAUAAAAUCAUGAAGACAACACCAACAUCGGGCGCUGUUUUGAAUUCAACAAGUACUCCCGCCGAAAGUGGAGGAGCAGGAGUGCCCACAUUGACCACUGCCACAACGGCGGGCAAUUAUCUUGGCCAGAAACUGAAGGCGGCCCAAGUAGAGGGGCUUGGAGCGGGCAAUGAUCUGCAUGCGGAUGUUAGUGACUCAAAGCGAAAACGCUUCGAAAUGAAUGCCAGCAGCGGCGGCGGUGAGGCCCAGCAAGUGGCUGGUGGAGUGUCAAGUGCCACCAAUAGCCACAAUAGCAAUAACAACCUAAAGGCCAAUGCCAAGGAUGUGUCGAUGGUGAAGCCUUCAACCGCUGGCGCUGCAUCGGUAUCAUCAUCAUCAGCAUCGGCGGCAUCCUCUGUGGUUACCUCCACGCCGGCAUCUUCGUCCGGUUCCAUUCUACUGAUCAGUGCCGCCUCCAUAAUGUCCACCGCCUCUGGUGGUUCGGGAUCCGCAGGAUCAACGGCGGCCACUGCACCGGCAAUCUCUAUGCCUUUGUUUUCGGAUGGAAGUGAGAUUAUAGCUUUGGAUGGCAAAGAUCGCCUGGCCAGCUGCUUUGUGUGCAAGGCGGAGGCCUGUCCCCGCACCCGCCCCCUGAAGAAGGGUCGCGGCCAGCAGUAUGGAAUUCCCGACGAGACAAUACCGGCGGGGGCUCGCGUCUGCAACAGCUGCCAAUGCAAAUCGGUGCGCAGUCGCUACCCGAACUGUCCACUGCCCACGUGCCCCAAUCCCAAGGAUCGGGCCCAACGCCUGCGGAACAUUCCCUCCCGUCUCUUUGAGCUGGCGCCCGAAGUCCGUGAUCCGGUGAUGGCCGAGUUCCAGAUACCGCCGCAUGCCACCCGCUGCUGUUCCGCCUGCCUGAUGCGCAUCCGUCGCAAGCUGGAUCCCCAAUUGAAUCUCACCGAUGGCUCCAGUGGUGGUGCGGGCAGCGGCAGUGGCGGCGAUGAGACGGAUGUGAGUACCUCCUCGUGUGAUGAACGGGAACCGGGUGGCUCGGACACGGCCUCGGUGGAGAGUCCAGAGAAUCUGCAGCGUCACAAGUCGCUCACCUCCAUCAAGCAGCACCUGCAGCAGCAUCACCAGCUACACCAGCAGCAGCAGCAGCAGCAGUCGGCAGUAGCAACUGGAGCACAGCAGCAGCUCUCUCAGCCGCAGCCACCACCGCCCAAGACUUCAUCCGCUCGGGGAGACACACCUUUGAUUAUCACGCCCACCAGGAUGAGUGGCAAAACCACGGCAGGAUCAGGAGCCACCAAUGACAAUGAUCGUCUGCUCCCUCCGGCUGCAGGACAGGCGCCUAAAAAGCAAAAAACCAGCGAGGAAUACGACUCCUCCGCCACCGAGACGGCGGAUGAGGAGAAUGAAAACUCGCCAGCCAAUCGCCAGAGUCCCAAGGUGCUAUUUCAUAGCCAUGGUCAUGGUCACAACAAUGUGGGUGGACUGCAGCCACCAGGAGGCGUGGCUUCCGGCACGAAUCAGCAGCAACAGCAGCAGCAGGCGUUGAAUGGACCCAUGGCCAUGCGUCGGGAGGCGGUAAACAAUGUCCAGGAUUGCGUGUUCUCGGUGAUUGAGCGUUCCUUGAAGCACAAGGGACCGCAGCCUAAGGGAGGACAGCAGCAGCAGCAGCAGGGACAGGGUCAAGGCCAGGGACAAGGACAGCAGCAUCAUCAGGGCCAGGGCCAAGGACAGUCACAGCAACAGGUGUCUACUCCCGGCCAAAGUCAAUCCCCUCAAGCGGCCAACAAUCUGGAACGCAAGGAGCUGACCAUUGUGAGGGAAUAUCGCCAGGAGCAGUCGCCUUCGUCAGGGAUACUCAAGCAGCAGCAGCAGCCAGGAGGAGCACCUCAACCCCCCUCACAAGCCUCUUCAGGCCUGCCGCAUGGCUCCUCCUCCGUGCAGAAGCUACAAAGCCGAACCGCUGCAGUGGCUCCGCCGCCUUCCAGCAGCUCUAACAACAAUGGAACCAGCGAUAGCCUGGCCACCUUGUCGGUGGUUAGUCCACAUCUUGGCUUUAAUGUGGGUUUGCCGCCAGGAUUAAUGGGUCAUCCGGCAGCCUCGGCUAGCAAUGUGGUGGACAAGGCCACCAUAACGCCAGUGGUGAAGCAGGGAGGAGCAGGAGGAGGAGUAGGAGUAGGAAUAGGAGGCAGUGGAACCAAGAGCAGUCACUCUACGCCCACUCCCCCGGAGACCAUCAUCUAUAAUGUACCCGCAGCUCAUCCGCCACGUGGAAUAGCACAGCCGCCGCCACCGCUGCCGCCAUCCUCGCAUCCAGGACAUCCAGGGCAUCCGCAACAUGGUCAGCAUCCCCAGCAAGUGCAGCUCCAGCCAGAACCAGAGCCCCAAACUUUGGAUUUGAGCAUCAAGAAGCCACCACGCGAUGGACACUCACCGCACACGGCCGGAGGAGGAGGAGGAGGCAGUUCCUCAACCUCCACAGAACGUCAUCAUGGACCGCCGCCACCCAGCAUGUCCAUGAAGCACAUAGUGCGCUCCACGGCCAUGUAUCGAGGGGAUACCGUAACAGUGCCCUCGCUGACAGCUCCUAGCUCGUAUCUAUACGCCCAGCCGCCUCAUGGCGUGCUCAAAGGAGCCCCAGGUGGCGGAGCACUCUAUGUCCAGCCAGUGCCAGUGCCAUUGCCCAUUUCAAUCUCCGGACAGGGACAGAUGCCACCUCGACCAGGACAACCGCCGCCGGCGCAACCGGCUUCGGGAAGAGGCAAUGCAUCCGGCGGUGUGUCCAAGGCACCACCCAAGCUGAGUCCCCAGCAGGCGCAUCAUUUGCAUCCCGGACACGGUCACUCGCCCUCCCAGCAGCAGCAACAGCAGGCAGCGGCAGCUGCAGCAGCCGCAGUGGCCGCCCAGCAGCAGCAACUCCUGGUCAAGAGUGGCUCCAUAACCCAUGGAACACCGGCCAAUAGUGCCCAGCAGCAGAUUAUAGUCCAUGCCGCCGCAGCGGUGGCAGCAGCCGCUGCCGCUGCCUCUUCAAGCUCGUCCUCAUCCUCGCUGCUGAGUCCCAAGUUUGAGGGUUUGGUGAGGCAGACCACACCUGAGGCGGGUCCGCCAGGAGGUCCUCCUGGAGGAAGUGGCGGAAGCAAGCAUGGUUCUAUUACUCAAGGAACACCGCUGCAUCUGCCGCCGCAUCACUUGGAGAGCAAGCGAGCCUACGAGUUUUACAAAUCCUCGCAGCAGCGUCAUAGUCCUGCCCAGCAGCAGGGAGGAGGAGCAGGUGCUGGUGGAGGUCAACAACAGUUGCCACCGCCACCGCAGCAAUCUUCGCCGCAGGCCCCACCGCCCCAGGGUUAUGGUGUGGCCGUGGGUUCACCCUAUGCCAGGUCACCCUUUGGCGGAGUUGUGGAACCACCUGUGCUGAGCACGCGCCAGAUUGUGAUGCAUGACUACAUCACAUCGCAGCAGAUGCAGGGACAACAGCAGCAACAGCAGCAGCAGAGGAACAUGUCGCGUGGGAGCAGUGCCAGCGGAGGAGGAGGCGGUGGUGGAUCGGACAAGGAGUCGCCAUCGCCAAGGAAUAGUGUGGGCAGUGCAGGAGGAGGCUUUGUCUACGGAGGAGAGAAGGAGCCGCCACCAAGAGGAAGGCCGGAGUAUUCCAGUCGAGCGUCGCCAGCGGAUCAUGCUAACAGUACUCCCAGUCCCCAUAGGACACCACCACCCCAGCGGCAGGGCGUGAUCCAGCGUCACAACACCGGCUCCAAGCCACCUUCCCCAGCCGCACCGCCGCCCAGCAGGAUGCACAUUGUGGCGCCGUAUCAAUAUGCUCCAGCUGGCCACGAUGCCUUGGCCUCCUUUGUGGACGUGGCCGUCCAGCAGCCACAAUUGCCAGUGCCCUCGCAAAAGGAUGACAAGUCACCAGGCGCUAAUCCUGGCCAGCAACAGCAGCAGCAACAGCAGGUAACCAACUCACCAGCAUCGGUGCCGCCACCACCACCACCCCAUGCCGUUAAUGUGGCUCCACCACCACCGGUGGCCCAUCAUGAUCUACGCUAUCGCGAUCUUAUACAUCACCAGCACAUGGCCGCCGUGGCGGUGCAUCAGCAGCAGCUGGCGCAGCACCAGCAUCAGCAGUACCGCCAGCAGCUGAAUGCCGCCGCCCAGGUGGAUUUGCAGCGACGCAUGGAUCAGGCCAAGAGAGAUCAGCAGCGACAGCAGCAGCAUCAGCAGCAGCAGCAUCACCAGCAUCAACAGCAACAGGCGCAGCAGCAGCAGCACCAGCAGCAGCAGCAUCAACAGCAGCAGCAUAAUCAUGCCCUGGAAAGAGAUCGCGAGAUGCUGCAGCGCGAAAGGGAGAGGGAGAGGGAUCGCGAGCGGGAGAGAGAGCGCGAAAGAGAGCGCGAAAGAGAGCGUGAACGAGAGCGCGAGAGAGAGCGCGAGCGUGAGCGUCGCGAGCAGGAUCGAGAGCGGCGAGUGGUGGCCGAGGAGCGUGAGCGUGAUAGCAGGCGCAUGGAGCGUAUGUUUGCAGCCGGAGGAGGAGUGGUGACAGCAGUGGGUGCACCAGGAGGAGGACCACCGCCAGGACACUACAUCAGAGCACCAGUGCCAGACACAGGACCGCCGCGCUCCAUACCAGACCGAGAGCGAGAGGCCUACUAUCGUCCUGCCCAUGGUGGACCCACCCCGGAGGAUGCCCCUGGCCAGUUGAGUGCCCAAAGCCUCAUCGAUGCCAUCAUCAAGCAUGAGAUUAGUCGCACCAAUGAUGCCACUGGCACCACAGGACGUGAAUUUCCUCGACCCACCUUUGGCCAUGGUCCACCGCCGCCACCACGCGGCUCCGGUUCAGGUGGCUCCAAUUCGGGUUCUGGCUCUGGCAACACCCGUUCCUCGCCAGCCAAUGUGAUGCAUCCGUUGCAGUACCUUCGCGAUCAUCGGCAGCAGCCCCAUGAAAGUGGUGCCGUCUCCUUGCUGACAGCGGAAAACAAUGGGAAACCCAGCUCCUCUUCGGGAUCACCGAAUGUCAUCAAUAUUGAUCUAGAGGAUAGGAUUUCGGAGAGGAUUUCAGAGAGGAUUUCAGCGGCAGCAGCUGUAGUGCAGCAGCAGCAGCAGCAGCAACACCAGCAGGCACCGCCGCCAACCUCCUCGCAGUCCCGGUCUGUGCAUGGCCAGCUUAGGACGCCCACCUCGCAGGCAGCGGCGGCGGGCUCAGCGCCCAGCCCACAGCAGACGCACACCAAGAGCAUCACCUUUGGCGAGCUCACCGACUCGAUAAUCACCAAUGACUAUGGCUCGAAUCCUCACCUGCGUCCCACGCCUCCCUUUAUGACCUACCUGCAGGAGGCGCAGCCCAUUUUACCGCCAGAUCGCUGGAAGCAGAAUCGUCGCCUCCAACAGAAGGCCGAAGAAGCCAAGCAUCAUUCGCAGCAGCAACAGCAGCAACAGCAACAGCAGCAGCAGCAUCAUGUCCAGCAGCAUCACUCCAGCUCAGGAGGAAGCUCAGGAGGAGCUCCCAGUGGUCCCAGCAGUGGCGGAGGAGGCGGUGGCCGGGCCAACACACCUGGCGAAGAUGGACGCAACAUUAUACGCAUGCCGCAGGCUGUGAGUCCUCGUAAGUACGCCCAUGAAUUGAUGCUACACCAGGUGAUGGGAGCUGCAGCAGCGGCAGGUGGUGAGCCAGGACACUACUUUCUGCCAGGACCGCCGCAAGUAAGGGUGGGAGUGCCCCUGCCGCCAGAUCAGCGUGGAGCCAGUGGAGGACCACCUGGAGGAGGCGGAGGAGGAGGUGGACCAGGAGGAGGCGGGAGUGGAGGAGCAAGUGGCGCUGGAGGAGGAGCACCACCUGGCAGUGGCGGUGGAGCCACCACCAUAGACAAUUAUGUGAAAAACCGCAUUGCCGAGGUAAUGCGCGACGAUAUUGGCUAUGUGAAGAACCGCAUUGUGGAGGUGCGUUCCGAGGAUGAGGUGGCCGCCGAUCUGGUGGCUGCUCACUCCCAUGCCGCUGUCCAUGCCGCCCAUGUGGCGCAUGCGGCCCAUGCAGCCCAUGCUGCCGCCCUGGAGCUGCAGCACAGAAGCAACAAGGAGCCACCGCCGCCGGAGAUUAGUGUGUCCCGAAAGACGCCCAACCAGUACGAGGUGGUGGAUGGCAGCGGUCGGCGCUCGGCAGGCGGCAGUGGUUCCGUCUCGGUGUCUGUGUCGGCGGGUGCCAAUAGUCAUCACUCGCCCUUCCAUCCCGUGCCGGCAUCCUAUGCACCCAGCACCUAUGCCUUUCCCUACAGCGCUCUGACGGUGCCCAGUGCCGCUGGAGGCUUGCCGCCGCCGCAGUCACUUCAACUGGGAGGUGGUGGUCAGCUUUCUAGCAGUGGCCAUCAUGCAGUGGCUCCUCCUGGUCACCUGAGUGCCAAGACCAAGGCAGCACAUGCUUUGAGUGAGCUGGGCGGCGUGGGAGUAGGAGGCGGAGGAGGAGGAGGAGCAGCAGGCUCUGUGGGCGGCGGCAACGGAGGUGGUGUAUCCCUAGUGGUUGGAGGCGGUGGCCCAGGAGGUGCUGGAUCAGGAGCAGGUGGUUCCGGAGGCGGCAGUGGCGGUGGCGGAGGAGGCGGUGGUCAUCCACCCAUAGGAUCGGCAGCAGCCGCUGCUUUGGCGGCACAGGCACAGGCAGUAGCAGCAGCAGCAGCGGCAGCGGCGGCGGCCAGCGAACCAAAGCCUUUGCUGUCGUCCAAGUACGAGGCACUCAGCGACGAGGAUUAGUUGUGACUGCCGGCGUCGUCGUCGGCGUCGGCGUCGCAUCUGCGGCCAGCAGCGAUAGCAGUAGCAACAGCAGCAGCAGCAGCAACCGGCACAGGCUACGGUUAUCCUGGCUACCGGCGACAGUCACACACGCACCUAGCAACGCAGCAGCAGCAACAGCAGCAGCAGUCGCCGCAUCGCCAGCCACAUUACCAAUCAACGGUGCUGCCGCCGCCUCCACUGCAGUCCCAGCAACAGCAGCACCAGCAUCACCUCCAGCAGCAGCAGCAGCAGCAGAGGAGCCUCUACUAUGCCGCCGCCAGCGAGCAUUAUGCUGGGAGCAGCGGCAAUCCGGGCUACUACUGACACCAGCAGCUACACUGAGCCUCUGCGGGUGAGCCUCUAAGCCUAAGUCUGCUAGAUUAUGUAAAAAAAUAUUAAUUAAGACAAGACACGAGGAUAGAUAUUAAGAGAGGAGCAGCUAGGAGUCUAGAAAGAGCUAAAGAGAGUCAAGAAAAGCAAAAGAGAGUCAAGAAAAGCAAAAGAGAGUGAAGGAAAGCAAAAGAACGCUUAAGAGAACUUAAGAGAGCUUAAGAAAGCUCAAAAGUGUAAGUUUCCUUACAAAUUUUACAUUUUUCGGUCUAAAUUUUUACUUUCAAAAGCAAUUCUAUUUAAAAAUCUUUUAAAAAUGUUAUUAAUUUAUUAUUUCAUUUAAAAACCUUCAAAAAUAAUAAAUAAUAACAAUAAAUACAUUAAAACAAAGCAACAAGCUAAAGCAAAUUCAAAGUAAAAUUGAAAGAAAAAAAAUUCCAGCAAGAAAAUGCAAAGGAAAUUCCAAAAAGCUUAAGAAAAUUCAAAGUAAAGUAAAAUUCAAAGCUAGUAAAGAAUCAAGGUUUAAAAGCCUGUUUUUGUAUAUCGUUUUAAAAUCGAUAAACCUUGAUUGAUUGCCAGCAAAGCGGUAAAUUAUAUAUGUUCCAGUUCAUGUCCAAGUUGAAGUCCAAGUUUAAGUCCAAGUCCUUGUCCUACUCCUAGUCCUAGGAACUCCCUUAAAAACCCUUCCAGCUCUAGCUCAGCUCUAACUCUAGCUCCUACCUGGCUCCUCCUUGAGUUAUUGGAAAUGGUAGUGUUGAUAUACAAAAAACUAACGAUAAAUCACACACCACACAAUAUAUAUAUAUAUAUACAAAAUACACACCAUGCAACAUAAGAAAUAAUAUAUAUAAAAAAAAAACACACACUGUUGGGCUGUUCUUAGAAAAAA
This is a messenger RNA of Drosophila kikkawai, 13737 nucleotides long. The record is from RefSeq and is a predicted model, not a curated record. NCBI's taxonomy places the organism in Eukaryota, Metazoa, Arthropoda, Insecta, Diptera, Drosophilidae.